Molecule: messenger RNA, 1971 nt
Organism: Clonostachys rhizophaga
Lineage: Eukaryota; Fungi; Ascomycota; Sordariomycetes; Hypocreales; Bionectriaceae
Source: the annotation of a GenBank genome assembly
AUGGAGAACAUAACGAAUCCCGUUCAGCCGCCCGUCAUGGGACCGUACCCGCAGUUUGCCCUGCUGGACACGAUUGUCCCGGGGUUCUCUGUCGCCUCCUCUCUGCUACAGACUCACCUUGGCAUCGACUUGUCACUGUAUCUGCCCAUCUUGCUGCUGAUCAGCGGCUCUACUUGGGCAUGGUCCUAUCUUUAUUCCUACUGCAGCGCACUCGUGGGCGAGCAUCUCAUGUCAUCUGUCCGUAUCCGCACGGAUGACGAGAUUUUCAACAUGGUCAUGGCUUGGGUUACUCAGCAAUCGUUUGCCAGGAGGUCUCGCAACAUCAUGGCCAACACCAAUGUCAACUCCCGCAGCUACUCGAUGUGGAGAUUCUUUGAAUCUGAUGACCAGAACGAGGAAGAGGAGGAAGAUGAAGAAGAGGAUUUCUGGAGCCGAAAGAAGAAGACCAAGCGCGACGUGCAGUACACGCCGUCCUAUGGCUCCCACUUCUUCUGGUUCCACGCCAGACCCCUCUUCUUCAACCGGAUCGACAACCGCGACACCUCCAGCAGCCUCUCAGCUUCGGAGAAGGAGGAGAUCCAGAUUUCAUGUUUCGGACGCAAUCCUGGUAUUCUCAAGACUCUUCUCGCCGAGGCCCGCGAGAUGUACCACGAGAAGGACGAGUGCAAGACUCUCAUCUACCGUGGCUCGACGGGUAAUGCUAACACCAAUUCUGAGCCUGAGUGGAAGCGUUGCAUGGCACGAUCUACAAGACCAUUCUCAACCGUCAUCCUUGAAGAGAAGACCAAGAAUGAUCUGAUUGCCGAUAUUGCCGAUUAUCUCAACCCAGCCACCCGGAGAUGGUAUGCGAACCGCGGUAUCCCCUACCGUCGCGGUUAUCUUCUGCAUGGCCCCCCAGGAACUGGAAAGAGUUCUCUCAGUUUGGCCCUUGCCGGUUACUUCAAGAUGCGCAUCUACAUCCUCUCCCUCAGCUCUCCCAUGUCGUCAGAGGAGACCGUUUCCAGCCUUUUUGCUUCCCUGCCAAGAAAAUGCGUCGUGCUUCUGGAGGAUAUCGACAGUGCUGGACUGACCCACACCCGAGACAAGAACUCAGACACCACCGAAUCCAGCAAUGAGGAGAACAAGACAAACGGAACCGCCACCAACACCACCACCGGCAAGCUCUCCCUCUCGGGUCUGCUCAACAUCCUCGACGGUGUGGCCUCCCAGGAGGGCCGCGUGCUCAUCAUGACCACCAACCACAUCGAGAAGCUCGACAAGGCCCUCAUCCGACCCGGCCGUGUCGACAUGACCGUCCUCUUCGGCCGCGCCGACAACAAGAUGGCCAGCGCCAUCUUCCGCAGCAUCUACGCCCCGCACGAGGGCGAGGACAUCCCCGUGUACGAUGACCGGGUCGCGGAUCCCACGGACGAGAAGGCCGCGAACCGUGAGGAGGCGCUCGAGAGGAUCAAGGAGCUGUCGCAUGAGUUCGCCGCCAAGAUCCCCGAGCACGAGUUCAGCCCUGCCGAGAUCCAGGGUCUUCUGCUGCGUCACAAGCGCCAUCCUUUGGCGGCCCUGAAUGCAACUGAUGAUUGGAUCGUGCAGACGCGCAAGGAGAAGGAGGAUCAGGCUGCGGAAGAGAAGAAGAAGGAGGAAGAGGAAAAGAAGAAGAAGGAGGAAGAGGAGAAGAAGAAGAAGGAGGAAGAGGAGAAGAAGAAGAAGGAAGAAGAGGAAAAGAAGAAGAAGGAGGAAGAGGAGAAGGAGAAGGAGGAAAAAAAGAAGAAGAAGAAGGAGAAGAAAAAGAAGGAGGAAGAGGAGGAAGUCUCAGAGGACGAGGAUGAGGACGAAGAAGAUGAGGACGAGGAGAAGAAGAAGAAGCGGAAGAAGGCCGACGCAAAGAAGCGCAAGGAGAAGAAGGCCGAGCCCGAGGUGGGCGACAAGGACAAGAAGACCCAGAAGGAGAGCUCCGACUCGGGUUACAUUACACCUUGA